AGGAGGAGGAGGAGGAGGAGGAGGAAGAAGGGGCAGAGCUGUGCUUUGUGUGCCGAGGCCAAAGGGAAGCUCCCUCCAACCUCGCGGAUCGGGCUGUCUGUGCCUGUCUUUGGGGAGCCACGGAGGAGGAGAAAGCCAGCCCUGCUUGGGGGGCUUCUGCGAGGGAGCAGACCCCUUGGGUUUCAAGAGGGGCCAAUAUAAGCCAUACCAACAAGGAAGCAUCAGCAGGUUGGAAGGACUGAAGCUACAAACGUGUGUGUGUGGGAGAACGCAAAGCUAUGUUCCAAGCCAAGGGGCCAGCCAGCGCAACCUCUACUAAUGAGGCAAAGAGCAACUCAGGGGCAUCCACUGUGCAGAGAUCCAAGUCAUUCAGCUUGAAGGCUCAAGUGAAGGAGACCUGCAGCGCCUGCCAGAAAACUGUCUACCCCAUGGAGCGCCUGGUGGCUGAUAAAUUUGUCUUCCAUAAUUCCUGCUUUUGCUGCAAGCACUGCCGCGCCAAGCUAAGCUUGGGAAGUUAUGCCGCUCUCCAUGGUGAAUUCUACUGCAAACCACACUUCCAACAGCUGUUCAAGAGCAAAGGCAACUAUGACGAGGGUUUCGGCCGCAAGCAGCAUAAGCAACUCUGGCUGCAGAAAGACGUGGAGAAUGGGACUGAUACAGCAUGACCCAUGGGCUCCCUUUUCCCCACGUUGAGAGCCUCGAUAUGGGGAUGAGCCGAGCUGAUGGAAAAGUCAUAGUCCUUGCGAGGGUAGCUGAGGGCAGGCAAGGCAAAGCAGGAAUACAGGAUGGGUUUUCUGGUUUUCAUGGUUUUCUGUUGCUUUUGUGUCUGGGCUUAGAGAGGAUCCAAGAACCCUGGAAAGAGCCCACAUGGUGCUAGGAGUGGAGAUCCUAUGCAACUCUUAUAAGUACAAAACCACUGCCUUGGUGGGGGCACAUACUAGUGAUGCAAGAAA
Messenger RNA from Anolis sagrei ordinatus, 953 nucleotides. It is a transcript of the gene LIMD2, whose product is annotated as LIM domain containing 2. NCBI's taxonomy places the organism in Eukaryota, Metazoa, Chordata, Lepidosauria, Squamata, Anolidae. Gene Ontology annotation, molecular function: actin filament binding. Gene Ontology annotation, biological process: actin filament bundle assembly. Gene Ontology annotation, cellular component: actin cytoskeleton; plasma membrane. The record is from RefSeq and is a predicted model, not a curated record.